AUGUUGCUUAAAGGUAGUGUUUUGAAUCGCAGUAUCUUGCCGAAACGAAUAUGGUCAAAUGGCUGCUUGAAAAGGUCAAUAUCUAGCUCAGCCCCGGCAAAUACCAAAUACGAUAAAAAGAAAAGCACGGUUAAGGGGAAGUCUCGUCCGAAGGAACUUAGCUAUGAGCAAGAAUCUGAGCACUAUCUCUUGAAGGAGUUGAAAAAAGAAGACGCAAAAUACAAUGCUAGAAAUCAACAGACCUCUAACAUAGUUAAACAGUUUGCAGACGUUUUGAACUUAUAUGGGCUAAAAAUCGUGAGUGCUCCAUUGCGUGGGCACACAAAUCUCCCCUACGAUUAUAUACAUCUUUCCAAAAAAUCAAACCAAUACUCAACUGACAUCCUUCUGGAUACUCGAUGCACCGGUAUAAAUGAUGCUCAGCUAGUUGUUACCGAUGAGACAAAUGAAUCUCAGGUUUUAUUCUUGAACGGAAAUUUCACGAGAGAAAGAGGAUUUGUUUUUUAUUCUGCCAUGAUAAUCGACACAAAGGAGAUAGGGAAAAGCUCAAGUGAGGUAUGCCAUGCUAUAUGCUCUGCAGAAGAAUGGAUAUUUCGAGCGUUGAACAACUUUUAUGAGAAAAAAAUUGAUAUAGAUCAUCCGGAAGUUGCAAGAUUCUUAACAUUUCAGCAUGAGGAAUGCAAUAUACCCGAUUUGACCGGUUCCAUGCUGGUUGAUGCUCUCUUACACUACACAAUCACCGACCUUAUCAAUAAAAAUCCAGAAGAAUUUGCUAGUCUUAAUUCUAUCUUAGAUAUGCUUGUGUCAUAUUGCCAUGAUUCAGCCUAUGGUAAUUGGAUACAGUGUUUUAAAUCAUUUAUAAAUUCCAAAUAG
Pichia membranifaciens NRRL Y-2026 is the source of this 873-nucleotide messenger RNA. RefSeq lists its product as hypothetical. Bases 1 to 873 code for a protein of 290 amino acids. Lineage: Eukaryota; Fungi; Ascomycota; Pichiomycetes; Pichiales; Pichiaceae. The transcript has a single exon. The record is from RefSeq and is a predicted model, not a curated record.